AUGGAUUUGGAAACAGCACGUGCAAAUUAUCCAAACAGACUAGAGAGGUUAGAAGAAGAACGUCUUAUGGACAUGCCUUUCGAUGUUAGUGAACCUCAAGUUGAAGGACACGACGGCUUUGCCAGAUUCUACUGGAAACAUGACGAACAAUUGCAUCCUUUGAGAAGGAAAAAAGGGAAGGGUGAAGACAAACAUGCUCCCAUGGAAAGAACAAGAUAUGCAUAUGAGAAGUAUCGUGAAGUUAGAAGUCAAAUUACAUCUGGUCGAACCUUUACAGUAAACUUUGACGAAGGAAAGAACAAAGAAGGCUUCAUGGGUGUACUUGCUGCAAUUCAAGACGGAAAUAAGAAAGGAUACAAUCUCAGACUAACCGUAACAGAUUUAGAUGGUCAUAUUUACUAUGCACAUGGCAAUGUCACAACAGCCGCACAACUUCUUGACGCUUUCAAGACUACAAAGAGAGAACAAAUGGUUGACUCCGACUCAGACAUCCUGAAUGCAAUUGAAGGAAUUGUAAGUGUAAAGUUCGAAUGGUAUCAACCUAACCCUCAAGCAGUCAGACAACAUGCUGGAUACUUCCCGUUCAUAAAUAAGUCUGACAUUGACUUGACAAG
This is a messenger RNA of Trichomonas vaginalis G3, 614 nucleotides long. RefSeq lists its product as uncharacterized. NCBI's taxonomy places the organism in Eukaryota, Parabasalia, Trichomonadida, Trichomonadidae. The record is from RefSeq and is a predicted model, not a curated record. The annotation marks the transcript as partial. The transcript has a single exon.